Molecule: messenger RNA, 857 nt
Organism: Actinia tenebrosa (Australian red waratah sea anemone)
Lineage: Eukaryota; Metazoa; Cnidaria; Anthozoa; Actiniaria; Actiniidae
Product: receptor-type tyrosine-protein phosphatase mu
Biological process (GO): protein dephosphorylation
Molecular function (GO): protein tyrosine phosphatase activity; protein binding
Source: RefSeq, a predicted model, not a curated record
UGUAGCAACACAAGGAAAUGGUGGUGAUCCAGACAGGGUACCUCACAUUCAAUAUAAUGAAUGGGUGACAAGAUACAAGUUGCAAUACUCAAACAACGCAUCAAAUUGGAACAGCUAUGAAGACGAUACACACAAGAUGUUGUUCAAAGGUGAUAAUGAUUCUUCUAGUGUGGUGCGGCAUGAUCUAGAAAAUCCCAUAACUGCGAAGUACAUCAGGUUCGUUCCAACAGCACAUCACAUAAAAAAAACAAUGCGAGUCAACGUUUACAUCUCGUUUCAAGAAGCGCCUCGUAUUCGGCUGCUCGCCAUUGGAAAAAGAUCAAUACAGCUGAGCUGGACUGUCAAACAAUGCAGUCCARCCUACCCUAUUACGGGAUAUGAAGUAAAGCUUACAGGAAAAAUGAGAACACACGAAAAAAACACUAUAAAAUUAGAAUGUACUGUGGGCAACUUAAAGCCGUACACUGAAUACAAUGUAACGGUAAGGGCCAUCAAGCAAGUAGGAUAUGGAGUAUGGAGCAACAUCACAACAACUAGAACUGAUAUUGCAGAACCCGAGGAAGCUCCAGUUAUCAUAAAGGUUGAAACGAAAACUUUUCAAUCCGUGACCAUGGAAUGGGAGCUAAAACAUACGGAUUUAAUCAAUGGYCCAUUCAAGGGAUAUAUGAUAAAGUACACACCACAAGGAGGAAAUACAAAGACGACUGAGGUGGUUCGUAAGGUGUUUAUGAAAUACACAACGCAUACUCUGAAAUCACUACGAAAGUAUACACCUUACAGUUUCAGUGUUGCAGUAAUGAAUGAAAGGUUCACUGGUCCAUUUAGUACAGAACAGCACACACGGACGAUGGAAGAUA